UUUAACUUCCUUUCACAGUAACUGCGAAACCCUACAAUUUUUUCCAUCCCAUUCAUGGCUCAGAUUUCUAAUGUCAGUGUUGGAGCUAAAACAUAUCAUAUCAAGAAACCCUGAAAGUCAUAUUUCCAUCAUCCCAAUGGCAAUUAUUGACGAUGCUCUUCGCCAGGCUUUCAUGCCAAAACAUGAGUAUGAGAACCUCAGAGAGGAAGAGAAAGCUUGGGGCCGACUACAGAGGUCAGCUGUCAUGGUUACUAUGACGAUUCUAUGGUUUGUAGUUCUCAUUUCUGUUUUCAUUAGCUUAAAGAUUGUUUUCCCCGAUGAUGAGGGGAAGAGAUCCUUCUGUAGAGAUCGGCGGCUUCAGCAUUUGCCAAGAAAUAUGACUGGGAAUUCUGAUAUGUAUGUGGCUCCGUUUGAUCUCACAGAGCAAGAGAUGGCUGAUUAUUACUGGGUAGUUGUGUUCAUCCCAUCAACAAUCCUUUUCUUUGUCUCGGUUAUGUACCUUGUAUCAGGAAUCAUUGUUGCUUAUUCUGCUCCAGCCAGACAUGAUUGUUUAAUGGUAGUGGAGAAUAACUACUGUGCUUCAAAAAGGGGUGGUGUUCGCUGCUUGUCUGUUCUCAAUGUUAUAUUUGCCAUUGUAUUUGGUCUUCUUGCACUGUUUUUGGGAUCAAGCCUUCUCACAUUUGGGAGCAGUUGUUCCUUACCCCUGUUUUGGUGCUAUGAGACUGCAUCAUGGGGACUGGUUGUUCUGUAUGGGGGUACUGCUUUUUUCCUAAGAAGAAAGUCUACUGUAAUUCUUGAUGAAGGCAAUUUUUCUGGUAGAAAUCUUGGGCUGGAGAUGUUGGAGGCAGCUCCCUUGGAUGUGACACCCGAGAUGGAGAGGCAAGUGAAUGAUGGGUUUAAGGCAUGGAUGGGGUCAUCCAUACUAUCAUCUGAUGAAGAGGAUGAGGCUACUAAGUACCAGGAGAUACCAUAUUUAACCCAAACUAAUUCUAGCAGGCAAAGAAUGUGAAGUUUCCUAUUCCUAUGUUCCAAUUACAUUGUAGUUCCAACGAGUAGUGGCAGAAACAUCGGCACCAAAAAACCAAGUUGGAGUUGAAUGUUGGAAUAAGAAUGCAUAAGGUUUUAUGUCAAAGAAAUUCAAAGAGUGG
Molecule: messenger RNA, 1148 nt
Organism: Telopea speciosissima
Lineage: Eukaryota; Viridiplantae; Streptophyta; Magnoliopsida; Proteales; Proteaceae
Exons: 3
Coding region: 71-1009 (312 amino acids)
Source: RefSeq, a predicted model, not a curated record